Molecule: messenger RNA, 303 nt
Organism: Spodoptera littoralis (African cotton leafworm)
Lineage: Eukaryota; Metazoa; Arthropoda; Insecta; Lepidoptera; Noctuidae
Source: the annotation of a GenBank genome assembly
AUGCACUGUUCUUCUAUUUACAUAAUACGUAAUUCCGCACUCACCGCUUACGACAGCAAUUGCGGACAGUCUUCGUUGCCAAGACAACUCGUCGUAAUAGGAAAAUUAAGAAAAGUUUAUAUCUUUGACAGUGAACUAGAAUAUUCCUUCGUGCGCGUUGAAAAUAGCCAACUGACCUCAAUUGAAUCGGAUACCGAGCGUCUUGCCGGCCCAUCUAGUAAUCCGUUUAAGAACCGUACGUCUUUGUUAAACCUAUUUAGAUGCAUCUUCGAUAACAACGUAGUAAUGGAGACUACACGAUAA